CAUAUACAUUCUCAACAAUUCUAUAAUGGGAAAAGAAAGAAUUAGCAAUUGCAUGGUCAUGUUUAAGGUUAUCAUGAGAAAGCUCAAGUCUCAUAUUCAACUUAUUCCCAAAUAUACCAAUAGGCAUCAAUUGGGUGUUGUGGAAACCCCAAGAGCAAAUGAAGAAGUUUUACCAAAUGAUGUUAAAGAAGGUUACUUUGCUGUAUGCUCAGUGAGUCCAGAAGAAGAGGCAAAGAGGUUUAUUGUAGAACUACAUUGGCUCAAUGACCCUUCAUUCUUGCAAUUACUCAAACAGGCUGAAGAUGAAUAUGGAUUCCAACAAAAGGGUGUUCUUGAAGUUCCUUGUCGCGCCGCGGAAUUGCAGAAGAUUUUGGAACUCAAUAUUGAAUGAAUUACCAGUUCUUGAUGUUCCUUCCAUGCUAGCUAUAGCUAGGUUAAACUUUUAAACUUUUUUUGUCCCAGUUUGUCUAAUUUCGACUUAGUUAUAUUAAUUAUAUAGUUUAGAAGUUUAUUUAUAUAUGGAUGUUUGUGCAAUAUUGACCAAGCAAAGAAUUUUUGAAUUAUGGUAUUGAGUUGACCUACAAUAAUAUGUACUUUGUAUAUCGAUUCUGUU
Messenger RNA from Capsicum annuum, 613 nucleotides. RefSeq names its product auxin-responsive protein SAUR32-like. The record is from RefSeq and is a predicted model, not a curated record. Gene Ontology annotation, biological process: response to auxin. The transcript has a single exon. The coding region runs from base 26 to 391 and encodes 121 amino acids. Lineage: Eukaryota; Viridiplantae; Streptophyta; Magnoliopsida; Solanales; Solanaceae.